Messenger RNA from Grus americana (Whooping crane), 4416 nucleotides. It is a transcript of the gene CLEC14A, whose product is annotated as C-type lectin domain containing 14A. Gene Ontology annotation, biological process: cell migration. The record is from RefSeq and is a predicted model, not a curated record. Lineage: Eukaryota; Metazoa; Chordata; Aves; Gruiformes; Gruidae. Gene Ontology annotation, cellular component: external side of plasma membrane; extracellular matrix. Gene Ontology annotation, molecular function: extracellular matrix protein binding; extracellular matrix binding.
CCGACGUUGGACACCCGCCCGCCGGGCAGGGCAGACGCUUCCUGGCUGCGCUGGGAGCUGCUUGUCACCCGCCCGCCAACAAACGGAGGAUGCCGAGAUCAACCCCGGCUCCCGACACGUUUCCUCCGGCAGGCCCGGGGGAGGGCCCUGUGUGCGGGGACGGCGCUGGGGUAGGACGGCGCGGGCAGCCGGGGCCAGCCGGAGCCGGGGCUGAGCGCCGCCGCAGCCGCCGGGGCCCUGCGCCCGUCGCCGCAAGGAUGAGGCGGGCCGGGCCCUGGUGCCUGCUGUUGGCCGCGGCCUGCGCCCUGGGCCGGCCCCCGCCGCCGCGGGCCGCCGUGCGCUGCCAGGUCGCCGGCGCCUGCUUCAGCGCCCACCUCGCCAACCGCUCCUACGCCGAGGCCCGCAGCGCCUGCGAACGCCGGCAGGGCAGCCUGGCCUGGGUCAGCGGCGAGCCGGAGCUGCGCCUGCUGCUGGGGCUGCUGGCGGAGGUGGCGGCGGGGCCCGCACCUUCGCUCUUCUGGGUCGGGCUGAAGAGGAACGCCUCCACCUGCACGGACGCGGGGCAGCCGCUCCGCGGCUUCUCCUGGGAGGGUGCCGGCGGCGUGGCGGCCCUGCGGGAGGUGCCGGCGGCGCUCGGCCGGUGGGCGAAGGAGCCCGUGCGGUCCUGCCUCGCCGCCCGCUGCGCCGGGCUGCACCUGGCGGCGGCGACCGCUCCCGGCGGCGGCCCCAGCUGGGGCUGGAAGGAGCAGUCCUGCCACCGGGAGAGCCAGGGCUACGUCUGCAAGUACCAGUACGAGGGCGCCUGCCCCGACCUCAGCCCUGCGGGCGCCCUCGACCUCGACUACCUCCUCACCUUCGAGGAGCGCAGCGCCGGCCCCGGCUUCAGCCCGCCGGGCACCUUUCUCACCGCGGCGUGCCCCGGCGGGGAGCUGCGGCUCAUCUGCCAGCCCGAGCGGGGAGGCUUCGCCUGGAAGGGGGCGGCGGAGCCCCUCUGCCCCUGCCCCUUCGGCUACCGGAGCCCCGGCAGCGGGCGGUGCGCCGAGGCCGUCGGGUGCCGGGAUGCCGCCGGCGGCUUCGCCUGUGCCCGCACCCUGGGCGGGCGGGCCGGCACGUCUUACACGGCCACGGGGUCGGCUCCCACCGCCGCGGGCGGUACCGCGGAGCCGCCGGCUGCCGGGGCGGAGGGGCGCCGUCCCUCCGCCCCGGCAGCCGGCGGCUCCGCGGUACCGCCCGCCACCACCGCCGCCGCCGGCGGGGAGAAGACGGCUGUUCCGCCGGCCUCCUCUAACUACGUUUUCAUCCUGGUGACGGUGGCGGUGGUGGUGCUGAUCAUCCUGGUCAUGACCGUCUUGGGUGUCUUCAAGCUCUGUUUCAACAAGAAAUCCGAGGACCGCGGGGACAAGGAGCCGCCGGAGGCCGGUAGCAAGGCGGAGGGGGGCUCCGCGGAGCCGAGCGGAGCAGCGGACGGCGACUAGCCCCGGGGCGGCCGUAGCCCCGUCCCUUGGGGCUGCCCCGAGUGGCAGCUCCCCCCCCCCCCCUCCCCGGGGCAGCGCUGGGCUCCCCCGGCUCUCUUGCCCCCAGCCUGGCUGCCGCGGGGAGCUGAGGAAGAGGCGCCGUGGGACGUGGCUGAGCAGGACGCGCAGAUUGUCAGACGUGGGGGCAUGCAGAUACCCCCCCUUUUCAGGGGUUUGAAGCCUUUGGACAGUCAAGAGUUUUUGUCGGUCUGUAAAACAGUUAUUUAGGUGCUGGCAUAAGUAAAAUAUAAAUACAGCAGCGUGGCCGACAGAAGAUUGCUUAGCUGGAGCUGCAGCAGUUGUGGGUUUUUAUCUUCCCAAAACCAGUUCUUCGGGUGCCUUACUUGGAGCAAGUGUGAAGGGGACCACUUUGAGCGACUUGUAAUUUAGAAGUCACUCCUUGUCCGAGUGGUACUUGGAGGCUCUUGUUUUCUUUCUAAUUGCUGGGACGUUUGGAGAGGUGAACUGCCGUAAUUUUGGAGGAAACUGUGACCCCUACUCUUUCAGACUGACAUUCUUAGAAAUGAAGAGCAUUUCUAUACUUAGAAGGUCAUUAAAUUGCUGAGGAAGUGGGAGGUUAAUGGGGAGUCAGUUUUAUACUUCAGCUGAUGAAAAGAAUAAAGGAUGAUUUAAAACCUAAAUCACUGCUCUGUUUGUUGCUUCAUACAAUAUUCAUUUUUACUGUAGCAGAGCAACAAAUUUUUCAGUUAGUUUUUCUCCUAAGGUGCGUUGGUACAAAACUUGUUUUCUGCUGCAAUAUGUGGCUCCCUUACAAUCAGACGAGGUGCUGACAAACUUCGCGCUGUGAGAGCUUUUAAAGCGGGUCCAAAUACAUCAUGCAAAUCCCAUUCUUUUUAGUCAGAUAUAUUGUUUUUAAUGAAGUCCCUUUAGAGUAAGGAAAGAAAGAUUCACUCUUUGUGCCCCUUUCUAAAGGAGGUAAAUACUUCCUCUGCGAUUUCCCUUGGGAAUUCCCAUAAAGCAGCAUUUUGUCCUCACCGCAGAACUUGCGUUCUUUGCAGUUCAGAGUGCUGAUGCCCACUUCUUAUUAUGAUGGUGUUGGUUCUCAAUUAAAGUGGUAAUGCUAAAUAUUGAUUCAAGGUUCUGUGAGUGCAGUAAGACACAACUAAAGGCUCCUGUAAGGGAUGAGCCCCAGGCGACAGUGCUGUGAGCCCGGACAACGCCCCAAGAGAAAGGCAAAAGAGAAGUCAUGGGGAGGGACCUGGUGCCACUUCUCUUGAUUUGCCAUAAAAAAGUAUGGAAAAGUACUGGUGUUUCAACCACUCCUAGAACUCGGGCCAAUAAACAGGGGCACGUACAAAUCUGCAGGGGGACUUGCUCUACACCAACUACCCCUGUCAGAAGGUGCGACACUGGACCCAGGACAGGGACCAUCUCAAGAGGCAGAGGAUCUACAUGUGGCCAUCACCUUUUUCACCCACAGCCCGGAUAUAAAGUGCCUCUGCAACCAGUCUGGUUCAAGCCCACUAACCGCACAUAGCAGUCGGCCCCAGGAUUAUGAGAUGUGUCGUCUUUGUUUCUGCGCUGGGAAGGCUGGUGAGAAAGGAGAGUAAUUCUCUGCGUACCCUCCUCGGAGUGGGAAAAUGCUGCAGAGGUACCUGAUGGAUGUGCCAGGCGAAGACCAUUCUGUCUUUGUGCGUACCACGGGAAAUAGUCCAGUCCACUGACCAGAUACUGUUCAGAGCUAUCACGCUGUCGUGUAUAGGUCUUGGGCUAAACAAAGAACAACAAAAGUCGGGUGGAUUUGGGUGGCACGGGGCCAAUUUCCAUGACGAAGUGUAUGCAGUAGUUUUAAAAUAUUAAACUCAUGGGGAAAAUGCAGCCACAUACUACUGGUUAUGAGUGGUAGUUUACCCAUUUGUAGAUGAAUGAUGUUAUAGCUGUAUCAAGAGGCAAAAUGUCACCAAGAAAUACAUCACUGUAUUAUUCUUUGUUUUCCAGUGGAUUAAGCAUUGGUUCAAAUCAUUUUCAUAUGAAAUCUGAAGACUCUUAUUUGCAAUUUGGAAAGCAUUAAAAAGAGGUCUGUUUGUUUUCUGGUACACAUUAUUUCACAAGGACAACUGUUUGGUUUUGGGUUUUUUUUCCUAGUAGUUAUGUUCUAGUAUUUAGAAUAAUAGCACAGAAUGAACUAACUUUUUCUUCCAAAGCAAACGAAGAGUGAUUUACAGCUGUUGAUUACCUCUCCCACUGCCAAAGUCAAACAAAAGUCAGGGUGAAAAAAAGAAAAAAAGAAAAAAAAUAGCAGGAAGCACUGUUAGUUUAGGAUAAACAGAUUUUGUUUCCAGCUGAAACUACAGAGGCUGUUUUAAGCCAGUAAUCACACGGGCCCUGCGGAUUGGGAGUGAAUUAGUGCACCCAUCCGAAGGAAAGCCUGCCAUCUACUGAGGCACCAGCAGCCUCUGCGGCAGCACCCGCUUCCCUGCCAAGAACGAACACCACCCCGCUGCGCUCGGCCUGGGAGAACCGAAAUUAAAGUGCAUAUGCUGGUCGGUGUGCAGGCAUCCGUCACAGGUUUGUUUAAAGGCAAAGUGAAAAAAAACCACAAAACCCAAAACGGAUUUAAAAGAAAAAAGCAACAAAACCAGGCUCUGCUUUUCAUCAAAGCUGAAUAUCGGGUAUGAAUCACUGCUUCUUAACUUCUGCUUCGGCGUGUCUGAUGUUAAACAAAUCCAACAGUAGAAAGUAGACUGACUCUCUAUUCAAUCUGACCAUACACAACGAGAUGCCUGGGUGAAAAAGACCACAUAAGAUUAUGAGAUUUGUACCAUUUUGAAGAGAUCGUGAGAUUUUAAGUGAAGCUCUACAAAUAGCAUCGCAUGGUAUCGGGGGGCAUUUUACUGUUUUGACAGAUGUUUGGUUUCUGUGAAAAGUUAAAUAAGCUCAU